UCGCGACCACGAGUGGGGUGGGGCGUGCCCACGGGCCCCCGCCCCCCUCGUCCCCUCGCCCAGCUCCGGAGCCGCAGCCUGGCCGGCGGGCCGGAGGUGGGCGCCGCACCCCUCCCCGGGCGUUCUUCAGCCACCAGGCCUUCCAGGACAAGGGGGACAGGGACGCCCCCUGCAGCAGGAGCCGUCGGGGAGGCGGACCCGAGACAAGGCAGGCAACCCCACUGGAGCCAGGCGCAGGGUCUGGGACGCAGCUGGGAGCGCAGAGGGCUGGCUGGGCGCUGCGGAGAGCAGCAGGCUGGGCCCGGCCUCCUGGGUGACAGGCCCUGCGCGGCCGGCAAGAAGGACGGGAGACCAGCAGGGAAGAGACUGGACCUAGAGUAGAGGCCGCUGCCUGUCUCCCUUAUCUGAGCUGAGGGAACCAAGGAAUUUAGAGCAACGUUUCCCCCGUUAUAAGAAAGACUCUUGCUUUCCGGAACAGCACCCUUUAUCUGAGCCAGCUCUGCCGGGAACGAAUCCUUGUAGCCUGGAACACCCCAUACUCCUUUAACUGAGGCCUCUGGGCCUCCCAGAGGACCAGGAGUUAGAAAGGAGGUUGGACAGUCCUUGCUGCCCCCCUGGGGAGAGAGGAAGUUCCCUGCCUGCUCCCAGGCCCAGGAGGAGCUGGGCCAGUGGUAGUGGGGUCCUGGCCCCCGAGGCAGCAGCGGCCAUGUCACGGCCAGGCCAGGGUGUGAUGAUGCCCGUGAACGGGCUGGGCUUCCCACCGCAGAACGUGGCCCGGGUGGUGGUGUGGGAGUGGCUGAACGAGCACAGCCGCUGGCGGCCCUACACGGCCACCGUGUGCCACCACAUCGAGAACGUGCUCAAGGAGGACGCCCGUGGUUCCGUAGUCCUGGGACAGGUGGACGCCCAGCUGGUGCCCUACGUCAUCGACCUGCAGUCCAUGCACCAGUUUCGCCAGGACACAGGCACCAUGCGGCCCGUGCGGCGCAACUUCUACGACCCGUCGUCGGCGCCGGGCAAGGGCAUCGUGUGGGAGUGGGAGAACGACGGCGGCGCGUGGACGGCCUACGACAUGGACGUCUGCAUCACCAUCCAGAACGCCUACGAGAAGCAGCACCCGUGGCUCGACCUCUCGUCGCUCGGCUUCUGCUACCUCAUCUACUUCAACAGCAUGUCGCAGAUGAACCGCCAGACGCGCCGGCGCCGCCGCCUGCGCCGCCGCCUGGACCUCGCCUACCCGCUCACCGUCGGCUCCAUCCCCAAGUCGCAGUCGUGGCCCGUGGGCGCCAGCUCGGGCCAGCCCUGCUCGUGCCAGCAGUGCCUGCUGGUCAACAGCACGCGCGCCGCCUCCAACGCCAUCCUGGCCUCGCAGCGCCGCAGGGCGCCCCCCGCGCCCCCGGCCCCGCCGCCCCCCGGAGGGCCACCCGGCGCGCUCGCCGUGCGCCCCAGCGCCACCUUCGCCGGCGCCGCGCUCUGGGCCGCGCCCGCCGCCGGCCCCGCCGAGCCCGCGCAGCCCCCCGGGGCGCCCCCGCGGAGCCCGAGCGCCCCCGGCGGCGCGCCCACCCCGGGGCAGAACAACCUCAACCGGCCGGGGCCCCAGCGCGCCACCAGCGUGAGCGCACGCGCCUCCAUCCCGCCGGGGGUCCCCGCGCUCCCGGUGAAGAACUUGAAUGGAACCGGGCCGGUCCACCCGGCCCUGGCAGGGAUGACCGGGAUCCUGCUGUGCGCGGCCGGCCUGCCCGUGUGCCUGACGCGGGCCCCCAAGCCCAUCCUGCACCCGCCGCCCGUGAGCAAGAGCGACGUCAAGCCGGUGCCUGGCGUGCCCGGCGUGUGCCGCAAGACCAAGAAGAAGCACCUCAAGAAGAGUAAGAACCCCGAGGAUGUGGUGCGAAGGUACAUGCAGAAGGUGAAGAACCCGCCUGAUGAGGACUGCACCAUCUGCAUGGAGCGGCUGGUCACAGCCUCCGGCUACGAGGGUGUGCUUCGGCACAAGGGCGUGCGGCCCGAGUUGGUGGGCCGCCUGGGCCGCUGCGGCCACAUGUACCACCUGCUGUGCCUCGUGGCCAUGUACUCCAAUGGCAACAAGGAUGGCAGCCUGCAGUGCCCGACCUGCAAGGCCAUCUACGGGGAGAAGACGGGCACUCAGCCGCCCGGGAAGAUGGAGUUCCACCUUAUCCCCCACUCGCUGCCUGGCUUCGCCGACACCCAGACCAUCCGCAUCGUCUACGACAUCCCCACAGGCAUCCAGGGCCCGGAGCACCCCAACCCAGGCAAGAAGUUCACCGCAAGAGGCUUCCCACGCCACUGCUAUCUGCCCAACAACGAGAAGGGCCGGAAGGUGCUGAGGCUGCUCAUCACGGCCUGGGAGCGGAGACUCAUCUUCACCAUCGGCACAUCCAACACCACGGGCGAGUCCGACACCGUGGUGUGGAACGAGAUCCACCACAAGACGGAGUUCGGGUCCAACCUCACGGGCCACGGCUACCCGGACGCUAGCUACCUGGACAACGUGCUGGCUGAGCUCACAGCCCAGGGCGUGUCCGAGGCUGCGGCCAAGGCCUGAGGCUGCCCACCUUCCCUCCUGCUUUGCCAGCAUACACGUCCCUCUGCCGGGUGUGUCCUGGCGGCCCAGGGUCAGGGCUGGGGAGGAGCCUGCGGAAGGAGCCAGAAGCAUUCCAGGGAUUUAGCUGGUGGCAGUUAGGGUGAUGGGAGGCCGGCUCUGACCCGUAGCUCCCUGAGAGGGGUGGCAGAGAGGGUACUGGAAACCACGGCAACCUCCGUCCUCCCUCACGCAAACACACGUGUCCUGGUGAACACAUGCACGCACACCCACGUGCCUCUACUUACCCCCAAGCUGGGGGAAGAGACAGGAAGACCCCUGUGACACUCCGUGUGGACCCCACCUGUGUCUCUGUCGCAUCUGUACAGGCUUGUCUGCCAGCAGGAGGAUUCAGGUCACGCACUCGGGCCUGCUGGGGCUCCCGGGGGGGAAACGGGGCACUUGGGACGUUCAGCCUACCCCCAUCUCUGUCACCGGUCUCUGCCACCCACUGAUGGGCAGUUGUGGGCCCAUGGGGUGGAAGCCUCAGAUGACUGAGCAGUUUUGCAAAGGGGCAGGCCACGGAGAGGGGGACUAGAGGUAUCUUAUUUUGUGCUUGUGUCUCUGCAUCCUCCUGGGACCCUGACCUCCUCCCCUCCCCUCCCAUCCCCAUGCCUUAUGUCUGUCCCAGAUAAGGCCCUGUUCUCCCCCCCGCCCCCAACUCUAUCCCCGCCAUCAAAUCGCUUCCAACGUCGAGACCCGAAGGCUGGAGCUUCAGGCUUCAGGAGCAAGGAGGAGGCCUCGCUGAGCCAGCAGGUCUAAAGAGCAGCUCGGACAGCAAGGAGUCCAUUCCAGU
This is a messenger RNA of Diceros bicornis minor, 3395 nucleotides long. RefSeq names its product deltex E3 ubiquitin ligase 1 (gene DTX1). Gene Ontology annotation, biological process: Notch signaling pathway; protein ubiquitination. Bases 707 to 2563 code for a protein of 618 amino acids. The record is from RefSeq and is a predicted model, not a curated record. Gene Ontology annotation, cellular component: nucleoplasm. Lineage: Eukaryota; Metazoa; Chordata; Mammalia; Perissodactyla; Rhinocerotidae. The transcript is spliced from 9 exons. Gene Ontology annotation, molecular function: zinc ion binding; ubiquitin protein ligase activity.